This is a messenger RNA of Lethenteron reissneri (Far Eastern brook lamprey), 2213 nucleotides long. RefSeq names its product guanylate-binding protein 2-like. The record is from RefSeq and is a predicted model, not a curated record. NCBI's taxonomy places the organism in Eukaryota, Metazoa, Chordata, Hyperoartia, Petromyzontiformes, Petromyzontidae. Gene Ontology annotation, molecular function: GTPase activity; GTP binding.
CUCAGACGACCCACACACUCAGACGACCCACACACCGACCCACACACUCAGACGAGCCACACACCGACCCACACACCGACCCACACACUCAGACGACCCACACACUCGCGACCGGCCCUCCGAGGGCAACAGGCGAGCAGCAGCAGCAGCGGGUCGCUUAUCAGCUCCAGGCCGCACGCAGGGCAAAGCAACGUCCUCCACCAUCACUACCACCAUCAUGAGGACGUCCUCAAGGUGAAGAACCAGCGAGCUGGUCCAACCCAUCGGCUCUCUCAACGUUGCCCCGACGUUCGCUCGUUGGCGAGGAGGGGGCCCCGAGGGUCCGAGGCCCCGCGAUGGAGUGGCAGCAGCCGCUGGCUCUGCUGGUGACGGACGAGCACAGCGGCGCCAUGCGCCUCGUGGAGAAGACGGCCGCCCUCGUGGCCCGCGACGAGAAGCCGGCGGUGGUGGUGGCCAUCGCCGGGCGCUACCGCACGGGGAAGUCCUUCCUCAUGAACAAGCUGGCGGGCAAGCACAGCGGCUUCGAGCUGGGUAACACGGUGCAGUCCAAGACGAAGGGCAUCUGGGUCUGGGUGUUGCCCCACCCGGCCGACAGCAAAAAGUCUCUCAUCCUCUUGGACACCGAGGGCCUGGGGGAUGUCGAGCAGGCGAGCGGGAACCACGACACGUGGAUCUUCGUGCUGGCCAUGCUGCUCAGCUCCACGCUGGUCUACAACACCACGAGCACCCUGGACCGCGGAGGCCUCGAGCAGCUCCACUUUGUGGCCAACAUGUCGGAGCACGUGCAGAUGCGCGCUCGCCCCCGCUCGUGGGACCCGGCCAACCGGGCGGACGCGGCCGACUGCCGCGCAUUCUUCCCCGCGUUCGUGGUGUGCGUGCGCGACUUCAUGCUGCGCCUGGAGCUGGACGGGCGGCGCUGCUCCUCCGACGACUACCUGGAGCACUGCCUCCAGCGCAAGGCCAAGGGGCUCAGCAAGGAGUGCCGCGAGCAGAACGCGCAGAGGGAGAUGCUUCGCAACGUCUUCCAGGAGCGGAAGUGCUUCGUGUUCCCCCUGCCGACCGAUCCGGAGCGGAUGGACUCCCUGGACCGCAUGGAGCCACACGACCUCAAGCCGGGCUUCAGGGAGAGCAUGGACCUCUUCUACAAGCACGUGGUGCAUCACGCACGCGUCAAGCACCUGGAGGGGACCAUCAUCAACGGGCGCCUGCUGGUGGAGCUGGCGCGUCGCUACGUGGACGCGCAGGCGCGCGGCGCCAUCCCCUGCAUCGAGCAGGCGGUGACCCAGGUGGCGCGCGCUGCCAACGAGCGCGCCACCAGCGAGGCGCUGGGCCUCUACCAGGGGCUGCAGUGCGAGUCGCGCGAUGCCUUCCCCGUGCCCGCCGACGACUUGGCGGCGGCCCACGUCUACGCCUGGGACGCCGCGCUCACCCACUUCGCCUCGGUUGCCGUUCUGGACCGCGACCACGAGCAGGAGAGGACGCUCUCGGCGAAAAUGAUGGCGGCCUACGAGGAGCUGGUGAAGCAGAACAAGGCGGCGUCCGUCUCGAUGUCGCGCGCCUUGCUGGAGCUCCUGCACCAGCCAAUCAAGGAGGAGAUCGCCAAACGCUCGUUCCACACGGCCGGAGGAUUCAAGAUCUACGACCGGAUGAUGAAGGAGUUGCAGGAGGAGUUCCGAGCGUCGAUAGGAAAAAUGGGAGACAUGGCGGCGCAGGUGCUGAGCGAGUUCCUGGCGAGCGUGGAGGACGAGGGUCGACUCAUCAUGCAGGUGGACGACAGCGUGAGCGAGCUGGAGAAGGAGAAGAAGGAGCUGGAGAAGGUGCGGGCCCGGCAGGCCGACGAGGAGGCCCGCACGAGGAAGCAGAGCGAGGAGCUGCAGAGGACCAUCAACCUGCUGCAAGAGCAGAUGCGGCUCAACGGGGAGUCAUUCGACGCCCGGAUCCGACACAUGGAAGAGAUGACGGAGAUGAAGCUGCAGGAGCUGAAGAGGCAACACCAGGAGGAGAUGGAGCGUUCCAGGGCGGCCUAUCAGAGCAGCAGCGGCGGGGACAGCUGGUGUUCCGUCAUGUGACGCCCGCCGACGCACGGCACGAUGCCUGCGCAGUGCUGACGACGUCGGCCCGACGGUCACUCAACGCUGGGACAACCGUUGACCCGACCGCAUGUCAAUGUCGGCCCAACGUUGGGCCAACGUCGGCCCAGCGUUGGCAUGCCC